AUGAACUUUAACAGAAAAACCCCCACUGAGACGACAGAAGCUCAGGAUACAUCUGAUAUUAGCGAUAUCAGGAAUACCGAGGAUAAGGAUGGUUCUGAAAUCGAAAAGAAUCUCCCAACGCCGGAUCAGAGUAGUGAGGAUAACAAGUUGUCCGGCGCCAAAUUACUGAUCCUAGGGUUUUCCCUUUGCUUCAUGGUCUUUCUGAUUGCUUUGAAUGGUACAGUCGUUGCUACAGCUGUUCCUCAGAUCACGAAUCAAUUUAAUUCCCUCAACGACGUUGGCUGGUACGGCAGUGCGUCGCUGCUUACGAACUGUGCUAUCGGUCCACUUACAGGCAAGAUCUAUACGUUCAGUCCUCUGAAGGCCACAUUUAUAAUUUUCCUCUCGAUCUAUAUGCUCGCAAAUCUCCUGAGUGCCGUUGCAGUCUCUUCCAACAUGCUGAUUAUAGGAAGAGCUGUCCAAGGUAUAGGCGGAGCAGGGGUAAUGAACGGGGKAUUUACGAUUAUCGCAGCCGCUGUUCCGAGAGACAAGAAACCGAUUUACCUUGGUGUCGGUAUUGGGAUUUCUUCUAUCGGAGCAGUAAUUGGACCAGUCGUUGGAGGCCCUUUGACCCAGCAUGCCUCAUGGCGUUGGUGUUUCUACAUCAAUCUGCCUCCUGUCGGACUGACAAUUCUUCUCCUUCUUUUCUUGAGGAUUCCUGAACAGACGGCCAAAAAGCCAGUCUCGCAGAAUAUUAUGCCACUUCUUCGAGAACUAGACAUUGGCGGCUUUGUCUUAUUUGCUCCCGCUUGUAUCAUGUUCCUUUUGGCCAUGAAUUGGGGUGGCUCAACCUAUUCUUGGAAAUCUGCCACCGUUAUAGGACUCAUCUGUGGCUCUUUUGUAACAGCCUGUAUUUUUGCUGUAUGGCAACGGCGCAGAGGUGAUCGUGCUAUGAUACCUCCCACCAUUAUCAGUAAUAGACUCGUGUUGUUCGGAUGUCUUGUCUCCGGAUUGCAAAUGGGGGCUUUGUCCCUGCUGGCAUACUAUCUCCCACUCUGGUUUCAGGUUGUCAAGGACGCUAGUCCCACAAAGAGUGGAGUGAUGACCCUUCCUUCAGCUAUUUCCCAGGCUCUGGGCUCGUUGGUCGCUGCCAAAGUCGUGCAAAUCAUCAAACGCUGCACCCCAUGGGCAAUAUUUGGAAGUGUGCUGAGCGCAAUUGGUGCCGGUCUCAUGUCUACGUUUCGUCCAUGGACUGGGGCCGGUAGCUGGAUUGGUUUUCAGAUAUUGACUGGUACGGGGCGAGGGUCUGUGAUGCAAAUGCCCCUAACAGCUAUUCAAUCCUUUCUCCCGGGAAAUCAGGUCGCCAUUGCUACCUCUUCGAUCUUCUUCUUCCAAAACUUUGGCGGCGCUCUCUUUCUUUCUCUUGCACAGACAAUCAUGGACAACAGUCUUCCAUCUACCCUGAAUAAAUAUGCUCCAAAUGCCGAUGCACAAGCCAUCAUCUCUGCUGGAGCUACUGGGUUCCGAUCUUUGACCGACAAAUCGGAUCUUACGGGCGUGGUACUUGCGUUCAAUUCUGCGAUUACAAACACCUAUUAUCUCGCCGCGGGUGGUUCGUGUGCUGCUUUUCUUGCAUGCUUUGGAAUGGGUUGGCAAAAGAUUGAGAAAUCGGCUGGAAAGAAGUAG
This is a messenger RNA of Talaromyces amestolkiae, 1665 nucleotides long. RefSeq lists its product as uncharacterized. The transcript is spliced from 10 exons. The record is from RefSeq and is a predicted model, not a curated record. NCBI's taxonomy places the organism in Eukaryota, Fungi, Ascomycota, Eurotiomycetes, Eurotiales, Trichocomaceae. Bases 1 to 1665 code for a protein of 554 amino acids. Gene Ontology annotation, molecular function: transmembrane transporter activity. Gene Ontology annotation, biological process: transmembrane transport.